This is a messenger RNA of Asparagus officinalis (garden asparagus), 2317 nucleotides long. RefSeq names its product putative kinase-like protein TMKL1. The record is from RefSeq and is a predicted model, not a curated record. NCBI's taxonomy places the organism in Eukaryota, Viridiplantae, Streptophyta, Magnoliopsida, Asparagales, Asparagaceae. Gene Ontology annotation, biological process: protein phosphorylation. The transcript has 2 exons. Bases 34 to 1998 code for a protein of 654 amino acids. Gene Ontology annotation, molecular function: ATP binding; protein kinase activity; protein binding.
UCUCCUCUCUCUCUCUCUCUCUCUCUCUCAUCAAUGGCUUCUUCUUGUUCUUCUUCCAUUAUUAUCUUCCUCUUUCUCUGCUCAAUCUCUACUGUGAUCUCCUCUGAUGUGGCCACUCUCUUAGGAAAGAUAAAGCCAGCUCUCUCCACAUCAACUAACCUCGAGCUCUCCUCAUGGAACUCCUCUCUCCCUCUCUGCAAAUGGAGAGGCCUUCAAUGGGCUUUCUCCAAUGGCUCUCUCCUCUCCUGCGCCCAAAGCCCGUCUCUACUCUCUAACCUUUCUCUUUACAAAGACCCAUCUCUCCAACUUGUCUCGAUCCAUCUCCCUGCUUCAGCUCUCUCUGGUUCAAUCCCCAAAGAGAUUGGGGAGCUCUCCUCGUUGCAGUCCUUGCUUCUGGGCGUCAAUAACUUGACUGGAGUUAUUCCUUUGGAGCUUGGAAACUGUCCUGAGCUCGCUGAGCUUGAUUUGGGGGGCAAUUUCUUUGAUGGGUCGAUCCCAGUUUCGAUCUGGAACCUGUGCGGAAAGCUUCAAACCCUCAGCUUUCAUGGAAAUAAGCUCUCUGGUUCGGUUCCGGAGCCUGCAGUGCCCAAUCCGAGCUGCACGAAUCUUAAAGCUCUGGAUUUGGCUGAUAACCAGCUUGAAGGAGAGUUCCCUCUGUUUGUUACCAGGUUCAGUGGAUUGCAGGAGCUUGAUCUCAGCUCAAAUCGGUUAUCCGGAUCGAUACCGGAUUCGAUACUGAAGCUGAACAAUUUACAAAGGCUGAAUCUUUCUUACAAUAACUUCAGUGGGGUUGUUCCGCCGUUGAGUAAAUUUGGAGCAGAGUCUUUACAAGGGAAUAACCCUAGUCUAUGUGGAUCCCCAUUGAAGCAAUGUGGAUCAAAUUCAAGGCUAAGUUCUGGUGCGAUUGCAGGUAUUAUUAUCGGUUUAAUGGUCGGUGUCGUAGUUUUGGCUUCGGUUUUGAUCGGAUGGUAUCAAGGGAGAAAGAGGAAGAAUGUGAGUAAAAGAAUUGAAGAGGAUGAGAUGGAGAUUGAAGAGGGCGAUGGAGGCGAAGGAAAGCUAAUGGUUUUUCAGGGGGGAGAGCAUUUGACACUUGAGGAUGUGCUCAAUGCAACUGGCCAAGUAUUGGAGAAGACUAGUUAUGGGACUGUGUACAAGGCUAAGCUGAAUGAUGGAGGUACUAUUGCUUUGAGGUUGUUGAGAGAAGGGAGUAGCAUGGAUUUAGCUUCUUGUUUGCCUGUGGUUCGAUAUCUUGGUAGAGCUCGUCAUGAGAAUGUUGUUCCUUUGAGAGCUUUUUAUCAGGGGAAGAGAGGGGAGAAGCUUUUGAUCUAUGAUUACCUUCACAAUAGAAGCCUUCAUGAUCUUCUCCAUGAAUCAAGAGCAGGGAGGCCAAUGCUAAACUGGCCAAGACGCCACAAAAUAGCUCUAGGCAUAGCAAGAGGCCUAGCCUACCUCCACACUGGCCAAGAAAACCCUAUAACUCAUGGAAACAUCCGAUCCAAAAACGUUUUAGUCGAUGAAUUCUUCGUGUCAAGAGUAACCGAGUAUGGCCUUGACAAAAUAAUGGUCCCCUCAGUCGCUGAUGAAAUGAUCACCAUCUCAAAAUUAGACGGCUACAAAGCGCCUGAGCUCCAAAAGAUGAAGAAAUGCAACUCAAGAACCGAUGUCUAUUCAUUUGGGAUACUUUUGUUAGAGAUUCUAAUGGGGAAAAAGCCUGGGAAGGGGAAUGAAGGUUCGGAUUUGCCUGCAUUGGUGAAAGUUGCGGUCUUGGAGGAGACUACAAUGGAGGUGUUUGAUGAUGAGUUGUUGAGAGGGAUUAGGAGUCCGACUGAAGAUGGUUUGGUUCAAGCUUUGAAAUUGGCAAUGGGGUGUUGUGCUCCGACGCCUGAGGUGAGACCGGACAUGAGAGAGAUUGUGAAGCAGUUGGAGGAGAACAGGCCUAGAAAUAGAUCGGCAUUGUAUAGUCCUACUGAUAGAAGUGAGAUUGGGACUCCAUUCUGAAAAAAAACAAUCUUCUUCACAAAGGAAACUUGAGGUUCACGUUAGCUUAGAUAAGAGGAUUUGGUCAGCAGCUGAUCAUAUCUUUUUGUGUUGGUUCUCAAUAGGGGAUAUGUGGAUGUACAUGAGAUUGAAGGGUGAUCGACUUUGAGCCUAAUUUUAUGCUAUUUAUUACCAGAUGCCGAGUGUAAGCUUAUAUGUACUGAUUAAGCCUGUUUUUUGUUGUUAUAUCCUACUGAUCAGUUGUAAUAGGAAUUUUUGCCAUGGAUUGAGAAAGCAACUUCACUGUGAUUUUAUUGAGAAAUUUGUUAAGGUUUAUCAA